CUUUAGUUCUCGUCUCAAGUGGUUGGCGUUGAAAUAAAAAAAAUAAUAAAAUUAAAUAAAAUUGUCAUAAUUUAUUUGAUUUUUAUUACCGUCAUAAAUUUUUCGUUUGUGUGAAUUUCUAUAGAAAUAAAAGAAAAAAAAUUUAAAAAAAUGAAAGGUUCCAUCAUAUUAUUCGUCACUCUAUUAGCAGGGGCAUUCGCCCAAAUUCGUCCCAUUCCGCCAUUUGGAGCAACAGGCGAAGCAGGAGCUGUCAUUUUAAAACAUAAUUACGAUUUGAAUCCUGAUGGUUCUUACAUUUACAACUAUGAAACCAGCAACGGAAUUCGUGCCGAUCAACAAGGUUAUCUCAAGGCACCCGGAACUCCCUUAGAAGCCCAAGUUAUGACGGGAAGUUAUUCGUACACGGGACCCGAUGGCGUCGUUUAUACCGUCAACUACAUCGCCGAUGAGAAUGGUUUCCGUGCUGAAGGCGCUCAUCUUCCCCAACCUCCGAGACCAUUAGUUCCCGCAGUUCCCCGACCCGGAGGACGUUUCUUCUAAAAGAGAAGAGUUAAAAAGAGCUUCAAUUCGUUACGAGAAGUGAGAAAAUGUGAUUUUGUGCCUUACUUUAUUGAUUUUUAUUGAUUUUCCAACUUCUUCGGAAGUGCAUCGAAAGUUACCAUUUUAAUGCCAUUUAUUCACAUAAAAUGCACAAUUAUUGAAAUGUAGUACAGAAAUAUCCACACAAGCUAGAAAGACAUAAAAAACGUAUAAAUUAUUUAAUUAAUUUUAAUAUUAGUACGCGUCUAGUACACAGAUGUUAUUAUUAUGAUUUUUAUUAUUUUUUUUAUCUAAAAAACUCAUGAAUACUCAAUAAAUUUGUGGAAU
This is a messenger RNA of Culicoides brevitarsis, 867 nucleotides long. RefSeq names its product cuticle protein CP14.6 (gene Cpr47Ea). Gene Ontology annotation, cellular component: chitin-based extracellular matrix. Lineage: Eukaryota; Metazoa; Arthropoda; Insecta; Diptera; Ceratopogonidae. Gene Ontology annotation, molecular function: structural constituent of chitin-based larval cuticle. The transcript is spliced from 3 exons. Bases 151 to 540 code for a protein of 129 amino acids. The record is from RefSeq and is a predicted model, not a curated record.